This is a messenger RNA of Schistosoma spindalis, 387 nucleotides long. Lineage: Eukaryota; Metazoa; Platyhelminthes; Trematoda; Strigeidida; Schistosomatidae. The record is from the annotation of a GenBank genome assembly.
AUGAUUUCAUUAAAAUCAAUCGUUGGUGAAGUUCGUCGUGAAAACCUUUUAGAAGAAUGGGAAAAGAAGAAAGCUGCAUUGCUUGGACAAAUUCCCAAGGUCGAUACACCUGCUAUUAAACGAAAUAAACAAAAAGGUAGAUCAAAACCUGGCCGAAUCGAGGCAAAAAAGCAAAAUAUACACUUUGAACGUAAAAUGUUUACUAUCAAAGAAGUUUUAGGUGUACGGGAAGCAGAAGAGAAGUUACGACGAAAAGUUUCUUACAAAAAAAUUAAUGAUAUAAGCACAUUACCGAGACCUAGUGAAGCUUUAGUAACAAAGAAGAAAUUAUCGAAAAGACGCACAAACACUGCUCUUGAUGUGUUGAUUCCACCAAAAGAAUUUUAA